AUGCGGGCCCUGCCGGGUGCGCGAUGGAAGGUCACCUGCGCAGUCUGCGCCGUGUUGUGUAUAGCCAGAGACCAGUGCUGGCGACUCGCCGCCUCGACCUCGGCGCUUUCCUUCUCCUGCCGCGGCGCGCCCUCGGGCGCGCCCCGGGCGCCUCGGCCGCAGCGACGGCGGCCUCGCGGGCGACGGCCCAAGGGCAGGCAGACUUCGGCAGCACCGAACUCGGCGGCGGAGGCACGGAGGUGCGCCCCACCGGCCCCGGCGUUCAUUCCAGGACUCGUGCGGCCAGAGGCCAUUGAUGUUGGAGAGCUGAACGCAUCAGGAGACCUGGUCCUGGUGGAUAAAACAUCAGACUUGGAGGCGGUGGUGCGCUGGAUCUCCGGAGGCGGUAGUGCCCUGGUGGUGGAUCAUUGGCGUGACUUGGAAAGAUGCCGGGCUGCCGUCCUGAAACCACUGAGGCGAAGUCCUGCGAACGCGCAGGAGGCAGAAAGAUGUCGCACUCUGAAAAAGACGCUUUCGGAUCGAUUGCUGGGUCCGGUGGCAGAUGGCCGGAUUGAUCUUCAGGGUGCUCCGCGUGCGGACUUCUUGCUGACGCUGUACGGUGACCUUUUCGGGAGCGGUCGGCGAUUCGCGCUGCCAUCGGGUGUACUCAUGGGCCUAGGCAAUGCCUGGCAGUACUUCGAGGGCGGCGUGCGAUUUUCGUUCCUUGCGCCACCGGUCUUGUCCCAGCCACUCCGGCCCUUCUAUGGUGUUUAUGCAUAUCCGCACCCUGUGACGCAUUUCGAGAUGUUGAUCGAAUGGCUGCAGAACUGCAGCCGCUUGGGCCCACAACGAGCGCCGCAAUGGGCGCUGGACCUUGGUACAGGCUGUGGUGUGGUGGCCUUGCUGCUACGGCAGAUUGCCCGCAUUCCACACGUCGUUGCUACAGACAUCAGCCCCAACGCCGUCUACGGAGCCCAAGAAGAGAUGAAGCGCCAGGACCAGGACAUCGAGGUAGUCUACUCGGACCUCUUUGAAGGCUUAGGGGGGCGGAGAUUUGAUGUGGUGGUCUUCAACCCACCCUGGCUGCCGCUUCCCAAGCCCUCAGCCAGUGAGCCGCCCAGGACGGUCCUGGACUUAGGCAACUUCUACUCCCCCGAUCUCUUUGAGCGCUUCUUUGACAACUUGCACCACGUGCUGAAUCCGGGGGGCCGAGCCGUGGUCCUCUUCUCCAACCACGCCACCAGCAGAGGCUACGUGGACAAGCAUCCCUUUGAGACCGCGCUCGGGCGCGGCGCGAGCGCGCGCUCCGCGCGCUCGAAGCAUCUCCAGGUGGAGAAGGUCCCUUGCUUAGCCUUCUUUUUGGGUUUCCUUAUUUGUAGGAGGAAUAAGAAAGUUUAA
Messenger RNA from Symbiodinium natans, 1377 nucleotides. The record is from the annotation of a GenBank genome assembly. NCBI's taxonomy places the organism in Eukaryota, Dinophyceae, Suessiales, Symbiodiniaceae.